CGGGUGAGUGAGGCGAGCGGGUCGGGGGGCCCGGGGCGCCCGAGGGAGGGGCGGGUGGACGGGAAGCGCCGCUCUCCGUAUCCGGGGGAGGGGGGCUCAGGCCUGGCUGCGGCUCGUGUUUUGUUUCCGUUUCUCCCCGGCGCAGCGAGUCUCAUUUCCGUUUCGGGUUCAAACAACAAGGAGGGAGGCGGCGGGGCCAGGGGCGAGGGGCCGGGAACAGCCUCCCCUCGCGGGCUCUGUGCAGUCCUGGGGGGCGAGGGCGUCCCCAGGGCGCAGCGUUGCCCGCUGCCGCAGGCCCGGUCCCGUCACAUGGCGGCUGUGGGGCGCCGGGGGAGGCCCGAUGCUCUCAGCCAAUUGCCCGGGAAACCCGUCCGCCUUGUCCCCCUUUCCCCAGGCAGGGGGAGGCCUGGCUGCUGUCGCAGCUACUGAGCCUGGCUGGCGGGCCCGCUGCUCCCCGGGAGUCCAUUGUCCAGUCCCCAUCCCGAGCUCUCGCUGGCUCCCUCCCAGCUACAUCAAAGGCCCGUCCCCGCCGGCGGGCAAUAAACGCGCUUCAGGCGCCCCGCACCUCUCCACCCCGCGCUGUGUCCGUUCAGCCAUAAAGGGGAAAGUGUGGCGAUUGCCCGCGAUUGUUGUUGUUCUGGGCACAGCAUACGCAAUUGUGUCCACUGUGGACGCUGCUGUAAAUCUCCUAGUUCUACUUAAAAAAAACAAAACCAUCAACUUACUACUUCCAUUUGCCAGAACAAGUAUUGUCAUCUGCUUCAUGGUUUCUGCAUCACCCUUCCAUUUUAGAGCUGUGUAAUUGGCUUUAGAGUUUGCAGCUGAAAACAUUUUUGACCUGUUUUUGAGACUUUUUAGCCAUGACUAAAAGAGAUGCAGAGGAGCUGAUAGAAAUAGAAAUUGAUGGGACUGAGAAACAGGAGUGCACUGAAGAAAGCAUCGUUGAGCAGACGUACACCACAGCAGAAUUUGUGAGUCAGGCUAUUGACAUCAAUGAACCAGUUGGAAAUCUUAAGAAGUUGUUGGAACCAAGACUUCAGUGUUCCUUGGAUGCACAUGAAAUCUGCCUGCAAGAUAUCCAGCUGGACCCAGAUCGCAGUCUCUUUGAUCAAGGAGUAAAGACAGAUGGAACAGUACAGCUUAGUGUACAAGUAAUAUCCAGACAAGGAAUAGAGCCCAAGUUAAACAUCCUUGAAAUUGUAAAGCCUGUAGAAACUGUGGAGGUAGUUAUCGAUCCGGAUGCCCACCAUGCUGAAGCUGAAGCUCACCUUGUUGAGGAAGCCCAAGUGAUAACCCUAGAUGGCACAAAACACAUUACAACAAUUUCAGAUGAGACCUCUGAGCAAGUGACUCGAUGGGCUGCAGCAUUGGAAGGCUACCGAAAGGAGCAAGAACGCCUUGGAAUACCCUAUGACCCCGUACAGUGGUCAACAGACCAAGUACUCCACUGGGUGGUAUGGGUGAUGAAGGAGUUCAGCAUGACUGACAUAGACCUCAAUACUCUUAGUAUUCCAGGCCGAGAGUUAUGUAGCCUCAAUCAAGAGGACUUCUUCCAGAGGGUCCCUCGGGGAGAAAUCCUUUGGAGCCACCUGGAGCUUCUUCGAAAAUAUGUAUUGGCUAGCCAAGAACACUCUGGAGAAAUAGCAACAGUUACUAUUGAUCAGCCUGUGCAAAUUAUUCCAGCAUCUGUACAGCCUGCUACCCCGACCACCAUUAAAGUAAUAAACAGCAGUGCAAAGGCAGCUAAGGUACAAAGAGCACCAAGAAUCUCAGGAGAAGACCGAAGUUCACCUGGGAACAGAACAGGAAACAAUGGCCAGAUUCAGCUAUGGCAGUUUUUGCUAGAACUUCUUACUGACAAAGAUGCUCGAGACUGUAUUUCUUGGGUUGGCGAUGAAGGGGAGUUUAAACUGAAUCAACCUGAGCUGGUUGCACAGAAAUGGGGACAACGUAAAAAUAAACCCACCAUGAACUAUGAGAAGCUUAGUCGUGCUCUACGGUAUUACUAUGAUGGGGAUAUGAUCUGCAAAGUACAAGGCAAGAGGUUUGUGUACAAAUUUGUCUGUGACUUGAAAACUCUCAUUGGCUAUAGCGCAGCAGAGCUGAACCGGUUGGUCACAGAGUGUGAGCAAAAGAAACUGGCAAAGAUGCAACUCCAUGGCAUUGCACAGCCAGUCACAGCAGUAGCCCUAGCUACAGCAUCCCUGCAAACCGAGAAAGACAAUUAAGCACUAGGACCUGAAAGUGGGAGCCUGAGGCCUUUCUUAUAUACCAGAGCAGUUAUCUUUAUCAGAAUUGGAAGCUUCUUUUUAUUCCUUGACAGUACAAUAUGAUGCAUGAUUUUCUACAAAGAACUGAGACUCCCAUAAAUUUGGAUCUUUAACAGCAUAUAUUUCAGUGUAUGUUAAGGGAUCACCACAACUUCUUCAAUGUGAAGAAUGGCACACUGUGUCAUGUAGUCUGCUGAAAUUGGUGAGGAAAGAUGAACUGGUUCAUGUUGUAUGUUCAGGCCUACAAAAUAUUUGUUCCAGCAUUUUAAGAAAAGUGAAGCAUCUACAGGAAAUAGACUGGUCAAUAGUUUGAAUUCAACCCUUUCUGCUGUUUUUUAUUCUCUAUCGAACUACAAAAUGGAAUUGGAUGCGUACACAGUUAAAGCAGGAGCUGCCCUUAAACAUGCCUGUUAAUCUCAUCUAAUCAAGCAGAGCAGAAAGAACAGACACAUUAAAAAAUAAUACAAAGCAUCAAGUCCUUAAGACAAUUUCUCUGUUUAUAAGCAAAGAAAACUAAGAAUAGACUAAACUGAAGAUCAGUGCUGAAGAAAGAGAUCCAGGUUUAACUCUGGCUUAGAUCAAAAGCCAAUUAUGAGUAUUUCAUUGUAAUGUGUAGCUAACAUGCAUAUACGAGGGAAAGUUCUUAACUUUUGAAAAAUGUUAUGCUUGCUACUCAGCAAAAGAAAAUUAAUAAAGAUUUCCAUGUUUUUCCUGUCAGGUGAUUAAAAACUUCCCUCACCCAAAAAGAAGUUUUUAUUACUCUACACUGCAGAGUAUAUUAGCCAAUACUCCUUAUACCUGCACUAUAGUUGAUCUUGAUGAACUGAAGACUUAAGUUAAUCACAUUCAGCAAUCCUUUCCUGUUUAGAAACAAAAUGAGUUGCAAAUAAGUUUAUAAAAAUCUGAAGUUUCACUUCCAGAUUAUUGUACAGUCUGCCCUAUUAAAAUAUGAAAAAAUAUAGUUUCUUAUUUAAAAUUACUUUUUCCAAACUUCAGAUAAUGUUUUAAGGCCUCAGAAACAAAACUACACAUUCCUGAGGCCUAAGCAGGACACAGUUAAGGGUUUGGAUAAAUUUUUCAAAAUAUAUAUAAUUGGAAUGUAUCCUUAAUCCAGAGACUGGUAUAAAUACUACUUACUUCAUAUACAUGUUAAUAUGUAGAAAACUGUGUCUCCAUGAUUUGUGAGCUUCUCCAUUAAUGGAUUGCUAGACUUCUUCUGUUAGUCUGAAUGGAGUAUUUUUUACUUUUUGCCCCUUUGUUUAAACAGUAUGAAUAUUGUGUUACCAUGCAUUUUUGCUGUUCUUGCAAGCAGAUUUUUUUUAAAUAAGGAACCAUCAGCAGAAGCUGUGGUGUCACUUGACAAAUAGUAAAAAUAUAAUUGCAUAAGAGAAAAAUCUUUAGUACCAUGUUGAAAGGUCAAGUUACUCUUAAAACUUUUAAGUCAAGAAUCUUGCUACACUGACAGAUGCUUAAUGUAAAAUGUUCUUAAACUGAGUGGUGGGAGCACUACGUUAUUGCUGUUGACAAGUAAAGAGAAACUGGCUUUCAAGGAAUUAGAAAUAUGUGAGACUUGUAUAUUUUUAGGGUUUAUCUUUUAAAGGUACAUCUGGGGGCUGAGGUGUUUUUCUCGGUGGAGGUGCAUCUCCAUGCCUCUGCUGUAGUCCUGAGGAUCUCUCACAUGCCGUUUUGGCAAUCUAUCAUUUAAGUCUCUUUAGCUGCCAUCACCACGAUUGUAGCUUUCUCUUGUCAGAUUCCCCAGUGACUUUUAAUUUACCAUUCUUGAAUUACUGAAGCACUCCUUCAUUUGCCAAAAGGCUGAGCAUGCUGCUUCUGAAAGAUGUAUUAGCUUUAUAAGAAGAUAUACAAAUCCUUUUUAGUCCGUAACAAAUGCUUAAGUUACAGAUAUGGGUACAUCAGUCAGAAGUCAAGUCAAAUGUCUAGCUUGUAUGACUGUUCUAGUACAGUUGUAGCCCAUUUUUACUAUCAAGCAUUUGAAAUCUCUUAUGUAAAUAGCUGAGGUCACUAUCUUGCUUAUGAAAGGAGAAAAUUAGGCUGCAAGUUGCGUGGCUAACAACUUUUUUCUGUGUCCGGAAUUCCAUUUGUGCAGCUCUGUUCAAGACAAGGAUGGGCACUGUAAAUACAAGCCACAAUUCAAGUAGCUAAUUAAUAAAUGUGAUACAACUGCCCCUUAGAACACUGCUCAAUCUUUCUAGCAGAGGUCUAAAAUACUGCAAGUGGGCAGAGAAAGGAAGAAUUUAAAAUGUUGACUGACCAAAUCAGUCUAAUGGAGGAUGAAUUAAUAUCAAAACUAGUAAGGAAAAUUAAUGCUUUACCCUUGAAUAUACAUACUCUUAUUCCAUUCUAUUAGGAAAGAUGGCAUCAAAACUUCCCAUGUAAAUACAUCUGAUGAUUAGGUUGAAGCUCUUUAAUUUAGUAAAUAUGAUUAUCCCUUUUGGGUUUGUCUAUAUGCAUUUUAUUUCCUGGUAGGAUCUGCUGCUCUUCCACCAUGUUCUUUUCAUUAAAAAAGGACCAAUGCAUUUUCCAAACAGCAUAAAGCUGUUGUCAAAUUUCCUGAAGCUAAGAGCGAAAUCUGACUACCUUGAUGUCUUCAAUUAAAUAAAGGAUGUAGAAUAUUAUAUGUCAAUAUAAUUGUUUUGUUGCUGCCAGAAAAAAAAGUAUAAUCCCAAUUUUUUUGUAAAACAGGGGUUUUGCGUACAUUUUUACUCUUUAAAUAAAGACACUUAUACUCUGCUAAUAAUUAUGUAUUACUUUUGUUUUGAAUUUUUUUGGUAAUUUUACAUGAAACAAUUAUUUUCUAUUUUUAUUCUGAUAAAAUAUUUGUGCAUAAAAUGUCAAUAUAGUAAAAUUAAAAAAAACUCUUACACAGCUAA
Molecule: messenger RNA, 5161 nt
Organism: Malaclemys terrapin pileata
Lineage: Eukaryota; Metazoa; Chordata; Testudines; Emydidae
Gene: GABPA
Product: GA binding protein transcription factor subunit alpha
Exons: 11
Coding region: 861-2228 (455 amino acids)
Biological process (GO): cell differentiation; regulation of transcription by RNA polymerase II
Cellular component (GO): nucleus
Molecular function (GO): sequence-specific DNA binding; DNA-binding transcription factor activity, RNA polymerase II-specific
Source: RefSeq, a predicted model, not a curated record